AGACACACCUAGACCAGCGAUUUUCUCCACAGGGAGAUCGAGAUCAACUCUUGUUGUGACAGCCGAAGAACUGCACUCGUUCCUACCCUAUCUAGACCGAAUUAUGAAGGAGCAAACGCAAGUCCUCUCCAUCGCCCAUCCGUAGUCAACUGCAGUCAUUAUAAAGUGUCCUGAUCCGCCGAAAAGCGCCGGGAAAUAGACAGGACGUGCUCGGCUAGCAUGAGCUCUGAACCAGCUUGAGAUGCCAAGUUGAAGGCGUGGACGUCCGCUGGUCUCGCCGAUCAGGUUGCCGGUUGGUUAUAUAAUCAGAAAUCCAGAACACCUUGUUUCCUUUUCUUUCCCCCUGCAUUGAGAGCUUAUCUGACAAUCUGAACGAAACACUGAGAACAGAAGGCCAAUUUUCAGAAGCAACUCGCGUGCACGUACAGUUCAGUACGUAGAAGAUCAACCUGCAGGAUUCCUACAUGGAAAGAGAUCCUCCGACGAAACGUCACUGUGAUAUGUGAGUCAACUCUUAGUGAGCCUCACACGUCAACGACGACGUCACGUUGCAUCUGAGAAACCAUUUCCUUCCUCCAUGGUUGAAGCACGCCACCUGAGUUUCACUGAGGUUUCACAGACAGGCAAAGGCUGCGUAGCUUGGGAAUGGAAACGGGACAGACCAACCCCAAGUCCCCAAAAAACAAGAAAUUUUCUGGCAUCUCCGCCACUAGUCCACUACAACACCAUGCGGGUUUCGUUCUUCAUCCAAUCAUCCCUAAGACGAGCGCAAAACCGCGCGCGCAAUGAUGAGUUGGCUCCAUUCGCCGCAUCCAGACCAGUAUUAGUUACUACCACUUGGACCAGCCGGUUAACCCCUAUAAAUACCCUCGGGUCCUGCACGCCGAGAGCAGCAAGCGACCACCAAGAACGCGAGCAACCAAGCUCUGCACGAGCUUGAUAGCUGGCUGACCAGUGAUCACAAGCGCCAGCUCUAGAACUGAGAGAUUCGUGCUUGCGAUACACCGCUAUGCCACUGUCCAUGGCAUCGGCUCCCGCCUUCCCGAGGCUGACGAUGCCGCUGCCGCCAGCGAUCACGCUCCCGGACGCCGCGGUCGCGGUGCCGCCGCAGCUGUCGGUCGUGGGUAGGCGCGUGGCGGCGAAGCACAAGGCCGUGGUGGUGCUGGGCGCGACGGGGACAGGCAAGUCGCGCCUGGCGAUCGACCUCGCGCUGCGGUUCGGCGGCGAGGUGAUCAACUCCGACAAGAUGCAGGUGUACGCCGGCCUGGAUGUGGCCACCAACAAAAUGGCACCCGAGGAGUGCGCGGGGGUGCCGCACCACCUGCUCGGCGUGGCGCACCCGGACGCCGAGUUCACGGCCGCGGACUUCCGCUGCGAGGCCGCGCGCACCGCGGCCGCGACAGCCGCGCGGGGCCGCCUCCCCAUCAUCGCGGGCGGGUCCAACUCGUACGUCGAGGAGCUCGUGGAGGGGGACCGCCGCGCGUUCCGGGAGCGGUACGAGUGCUGCUUCCUCUGGGUGGACGUGCAGCUCCCCGUGCUGCACGACUUCGUCGCCCGCCGCGUCGACGAGAUGUGCUGGCGCGGACUCGUCGAGGAGGUGGCCGCCGCCUUCGACCCCCGCCGCACCGAGUACUCCAGGGGCAUAUGGCGCGCCAUCGGCGUGCCUGAGCUCGACGCGUACCUCCGGUCGCGCGGCCUCGACGUCGAUGAAGACGAGCGCGCACGCAUGCUCGACGCGGCCGUCAACGAGAUCAAGGCGAACACGUCCCGCCUCGCCUGCCGCCAGCGCGGCAAGAUCCAGCGGCUCGCGCACAUGUGGCGCGUCCGCCGCGUCGAUGCCACAGAGGUGUUCCUCAAGCGCGGCCACGAAGCCGACGAGGCGUGGCAGCGGCUCGUCGCCGCGCCAUGCAUAGACGCCGUCCGGUCCUUCCUUCUGGAAGACCAAAAAUACAGCAGCAUGGUCACCGCAGCUAAAGCCUCCAUCUUCACCUCCACCGCCACCGCUGUAGCAGCCGCGGUUGUUUAACACCUACGUGCCUCAGCACGUACACAGUUACAUGAACGCAAGACCAUGCCGAUGCCACGCGCCGAUCGCCAUUUGUGAUCCCCUAUCAGCUCUGAAGGUAGUAACACUGGAAUGGCUGCAUGCUCUGCUGCGUUCAAGCUCUCGAUGACCGGGCAGAGUAAGCCUGUUCAUAUAGCUGACUCUGUUUGGGGUAGUAAUUAUUUUCUCCAGAUAUUUAACUUUUUGCCACUGUUACGGGUGAGUGGUAACAAAUUUGCCAUCAUGUCUACAUUCAGUGACUCAGGUAGCCUCAUAUAUCGGUGAGAGAUUGAAUUGACAUAUGAUAAGAGUGGCAAAUAGUUAAAUAAUCAAUUUUCCUUCUCAUUUUGUCUGUACUUUUGUAAGAGAUGAUCUAUCAAGUGCGUGAGAGAGAGCGAAUUUUGAGGGUAUUUUUCUCUUAUCCAAAAAUGUGUAAUAGACGGCGGCACUGUUGAUUUGGCGUGAUGUAACAGGCUCUUGAUGUAAAAUAGAGAGAGUUCUUGGUGAAAUUUUCAUGAGCAGAAA
Molecule: messenger RNA, 2569 nt
Organism: Phragmites australis (common reed)
Lineage: Eukaryota; Viridiplantae; Streptophyta; Magnoliopsida; Poales; Poaceae
Product: adenylate isopentenyltransferase 5, chloroplastic-like
Exons: 1
Coding region: 1010-2026 (338 amino acids)
Biological process (GO): tRNA modification; cytokinin biosynthetic process
Cellular component (GO): mitochondrion
Molecular function (GO): tRNA dimethylallyltransferase activity
Source: RefSeq, a predicted model, not a curated record